CCGUUGGGGAGGGAGUGGCGCAGCGAGAGCGGAGUGGCGCCGCGAGAGCGGGCUGCCGCGAGGCCAUGGAGAGGGGUCACGCGGGUCUGGGGUCGCGUGAGGGCUUGGCGCCGGAGGAGGAGCUCGAGCCCCCGGGGGCCGCCUCGAGCGGAGACAGCGGGAACGUGUCCCAGAGCCACAGCAGCGCCUCCGGGCUCUGGGAGGAGGAGGAGGACGGCGAGCGGGACGGGCGGCGGCCCAGUCGGGACCGCGGAAUCUCCUGCGAUGCCGUCGGCUUGGACCUGCCCCUGCUGCAGCGCGCGGCCGCCGGCUACGCCGCCUACCUGCUGCCGGCGGCCGGGGAGGGAGGCGGCCCCGAGAUAGAAGCUUUAGACAGGAGUCUUGAAGACCUACUAACUAGAGUUGAUGAAUUUGUUGGGAUGCUAGAUAUGAUUCGAAGUGACUCCUCACAAGUAGUCAAUGAAAGUGUACCUCACAUUCACACCAAAGCCACUGAAAUGAGUGAGAUAUAUAGAAAGAUUGACAAAUUGGAGGCCUUUGUUAAAAUGAUUGGAAAUUGCGUGACUAGAAUGGAGGAGCAAGUGACAAAAGCAGAAGCAGAACUUGGGACAUUCCCCAACACAUUAAAGAAACUUUUGCACACAAUUAAUGUGCCAUCCUUCCUUAAUAAGUCGUAUUCUACAAAGCAACAACAAACUGUCUAUGAACCUCCUAUCCUUUUCAGGACAGAAGACUAUUUUCCUUGUUGCAAAGAAGGACCUCAAGCAUGAUAUUGCACAAUACAACUACUUAGGAAAAGAUUUAUAUCGAAGGAGAAGUUCUUAUCUUGAAGAGAUUAUUAUUAUACAUAUCUACUACUUAGUGUAUUUAAAGUUUUGUGUAUAUUCAACAAGCAGUAUCUUAAAACAAUUUUUUUCAUUUUGUGCAGAAUGCAUAGUUUCCCAUGUCUUCCAAUUCUAAAUCUCUUUAAAUGGGGGAGUAAAAUGAGUAAACAUUUCCUUAUAAGUAUCAAAAUUGCUACUUUUAUAUUUAUAUCAUCCUUAUGUGUCAACAGUAUUAUCUUUUAAGACUUACCUUCACAAGGUCUUAAAGAAAAAACUACUGAAGCAUUAAAAAACAUUAUUUAUUGACAUUCUUAAUGGUUGACAGUCUUCCUGGUAGUCUAUUUUUUUAAUGAAAUGUAAAUUGACAUGAGUUAAGCUUUCUACAUUUUGACUGUAAAUUCUGCAAGACUAUUGUAAUUAAUUUUGAAAAUUAUAUUGAAACAGCUAUAAUCUUUAGUUUGUAAAUGACUGUACACAGUUUGACUUAUAAUUUAAAUUGAAUUAAAAUUGAAGACUUAUCUACAUAGAUUUUCUCUUGAAGUGCUAUUGAGCAAGAACAUAGAAAACUUUUUAUAGAAGUUUUGUUUUAUCUUGGAUACAGAUUUUCUUUUCCUCAAUGGUAAGAAUAAAAUUUAAGAACUUCUAUAAAAGGUUUAUGUGAAAAAAAAUUAUACAGUUUAACUCUUAGCUAAUAUUUUAGAAAAAUCAUACAAUUCUUUCAAGUCAAAGGAUCACAGAAACAUUAGAAAAUUAGAAAGGACCUUGGAGGUCUAGUCCCCAUCCCUCCAAUGAAGAAACAAUUGCACUGGGCUUCAAAGUAACUAAAGUCACAAAACCAAUUAGUGGAAGAUACUUAUAUAAGUAAAGGAGAAAAAAACCUGUACUUUCCACCCUAAAGAAUAGGCUUUGCAUUCUUUUUUUUUUUUUGGGGGACUUUGCAUUCUUAAAAUAAGAUUGGAGAGUUGGAAGAGACUAACUCCCUUAUAGAUACGGAAACUGAAGCACAGCAUUUUUGUGACUUGCCAAAGGCCUUACAAGUAGUAAGUAGCGGAAUAUUCUAAUUCCAAAACCAGUGAUAUGCUAUAUCAUACCUUUUCAGUUUACUGUCUUGUGAUUACAAGAUGGACCUCCUUUACAAUAGCUAAGAGUCCUUUCUGUAUAAUAGAUGUCAGCUUCCAUUUCACAGCUUGUUCUACUUUUCAAUGAAGAGGACAAACAGGUGCCUGGGUCGAUUCUAGUAAUUGCAAAUAGUACUAGUGCAAAUAGAACUAGGAUGUCAUUAAGACUUUAUACUUUUCUAAGUAAUUGUUACUGUUUGAUACUUUAGCCACUAUUCACUAUGUCCUCAUUUUGUUCUCAGUAAACUUUUUGGCAGUUUAAUAAAUAAAUACAUUGAUUAAUUAA
Molecule: messenger RNA, 2228 nt
Organism: Vombatus ursinus (common wombat)
Lineage: Eukaryota; Metazoa; Chordata; Mammalia; Diprotodontia; Vombatidae
Gene: BLOC1S4
Product: biogenesis of lysosomal organelles complex 1 subunit 4
Exons: 5
Coding region: 66-770 (234 amino acids)
Cellular component (GO): BLOC-1 complex
Source: RefSeq, a predicted model, not a curated record